Miscanthus lutarioriparius is the source of this 1161-nucleotide messenger RNA. The record is from the annotation of a GenBank genome assembly. Lineage: Eukaryota; Viridiplantae; Streptophyta; Magnoliopsida; Poales; Poaceae.
AUGGCGUUUGGUGUGUUUUGCCUGGCUCAUUUCCAGAAAACUUUACUUUCAAGACAAAGCGAAGGUGAAACAGCGGGUUAUGGCAGAGCCGAUGUGGCGGAAUCGAAGUUCCAAGAGUGGACCGCGCUUUACACCGCCCAUAUGACUCAGAAGGCUAAGAAGUACCAUGAUGGCUUGGUGAGGCUUGUGCAAAUUGGUCCUCAAGUGAAGCAGAUUGCUUUGCUCGAUGAAGAUGCCCAAGUACUGUGCAGUAGGCAUCUCAAGUCAGGGGAAUCCGUUGAAAGUGGGAAGAAAUGCCAUUUUCCUAAUUAUCUGGUAGAUAUUUGUGAGGCCAAAAAUCAGAAUAAAGAGCAUACCUCAGAGGAAUCUAUGGUGCACACAAAACCAAUGAAUGGGAAGAGUACAAGUAACAAGAUGGGAAUGGGUGCAUUGAGUAAAUCUCAGAAAUUUAUUAGUCCACACAAAUUUCAUGAUCUUGAGAACACUGACUCAGAAGUCACUGCUAGCUCUGGCAAGCCAGAGAUUGACAAUGCUGAAGCAGUGUCUGCUGACCAACCAGGGAGCCUUAUCGAAGCAGAUUCAGAUUUCAAAGAAUGGAAUGCCUUGUAUACCACCCAACUAACUCAAAAGGCAAAGAAAUACCAUGAUGGCAUCAUAAGGCUCAUGCAAAGUGGCUCACACGCAAGGCAGAUUGUUUUGUUGGAUGAAUAUGGUGAAGAGCUUGGCAGCAGAUACCUCAAGUCAGUUGAAUCUGUUGAAAGUGGGAAGAGAUUCCAGAUGCCUAACUAUCUUAUUGAUGUCUGUGAGUUUAGAAAUCAGAAGAAUGAGCCUAGACACUCUUCGAAGGAGGCUUUGAGUCAGACAGGACUGAGAAAUGAAGAGAAUACAAGUGACAAACUGAGUGGAAAAAGUAAAUCACCAAAGUUUGUUAGUCCAUUUAAGUGCCAAGAUCUUCGGAAGAGUCACUGGGAAAGCACUACAAGCUCCAAAAGGCCACAGAUUGGCCCAACUUCCAGUAACUUGGAUGCUCCACCAAAUUUCAAUGAUCCUUGGAGUAAAUCAGACUACAAUGUCAAUAGAAGGGCUGACUGUAGUGAAUCAGCAUUUGGUAUCAUGGAUGAUCCUGAUGCUGAUGGGCUGCAAUUGCAUAUUUUUCAGUGA